Messenger RNA from Suricata suricatta (meerkat), 1775 nucleotides. RefSeq names its product solute carrier family 18 member A1 (gene SLC18A1). Gene Ontology annotation, cellular component: synaptic vesicle membrane; terminal bouton. The record is from RefSeq and is a predicted model, not a curated record. Gene Ontology annotation, biological process: xenobiotic transport; aminergic neurotransmitter loading into synaptic vesicle; transmembrane transport. Lineage: Eukaryota; Metazoa; Chordata; Mammalia; Carnivora; Herpestidae. Gene Ontology annotation, molecular function: xenobiotic transmembrane transporter activity; serotonin:sodium:chloride symporter activity.
AUGCUCAGGGUGGUUUUGGAUGCUCCUCAGCAGUUGCUAAAGGAGGGGAGAGAGUCUCGGAAGCUGGUACUGGUGGUGGUGUUUGUUGCUCUGCUCCUGGACAACAUGCUGCUUACUGUAGUGGUGCCCAUUGUACCCAACUUCCUGUAUGCCACAGACUUCAAAGAAAUCAAUGCUCCUCUGUACCUUGGCACCACCACUGUUUCCCAGCAUGUCCUUACUUCUCGUGCUUUUUCCACAAUCUUCUCCCUCUUUGAUAACGACACUAUGGCUAUUAAAGAAAGUGCAUCCAGUGGCACAGCAUGGACAGAUCACACUUCUGGUACCAUCCCUCCUCUAGUCACUGAAGCCAUCCCAGCACAACAAAACAACUGCUUGCAAGGCAUAGAGUUUUUGAAGGAAGAGAACAUACGAGUUGGAGUUCUGUUUGCUUCAAAGGCUCUGAUGCAACUUCUGGUCAACCCAUUUGUGGGACAUCUCACCAACAGGAUUGGCUAUCAUAUCCCUAUGUUUGCUGGCUUUGUGAUCCUGUUUCUCUCCACAGUUAUGUUUGCUUUUUCUGGUACCUAUACCCUACUCUUUGUGGCUCGAACCCUUCAAGGCAUUGGAUCUUCAUUUUCAUCUGUUGCAGGUCUUGGGAUGCUGCCAAGUGUCUACACUGAUGACUAUGAGAGAGGGCAUGCCAUGGGAAUUGCGUUGGGGGGCUUGGCUUUGGGAGUGCUGGUGGGAGCUCCUUUUGGAAGUGUGAUGUAUGUGUUUGUUGGGGAGUCUUCACCCUUCCUUAUAUUGGCCUUUCUGGCACUACUGAAUGGAGCACUCCAGCUGUGUAUCUUAGAGCCUUCCAAAGUCUCUCCAGAGAGUGCCAAGGGGACUCCACUCUCACUUCUCAAAGACCCUUAUAUCCUGGUGGCUGCAGGCUCCCUCUGCUUUGCUAACAUGGGAGUGGCCAUUCUGGAGCCCACAUUGCCCAUCUGGAUGAUGCAGACCAUGUGCUCCCCUGAGUGGCAAUUAGGUCUAGCUUUUUUGCUUGCCAGUGUGUCCUACCUCAUUGGCACCAACCUCUUUGCUGUGUUGGCCAACAAGAUGGGUCGGUGGCUGUGCUCCCUGAUUGGGAUGAUGGUAAUAGGUACUAGCUUGCUUUGUGUUCCUCUGGCUCAUAAUAUUUUUGGUCUCAUUGGGCCCAAUGCAGGGAUUGGCUUUUCCAUCGGUAUGGUGGAUUCCUCUAUAAUGCCCAUCAUGGGACAUCUGGUGGACCUGCGUCAUACCUCAGUGUAUGGGAGUGUCUAUGCCAUAGCUGAUGUAGCUUUUUGCCUGGGCUUUGCUCUAGGCCCGUCCACUGGGGGAGCCAUUGUGCAUGCCAUUGGCUUCCCCUGGCUUAUGGUCAUCAUUGGGGUCAUCAACAUCAUGUAUGCUCCUUUCUGUCUCUGUUACUGCCUGAGAAGCCCCCCAGCCAAGGAGGAAAAGCUGGAAAUUCUUAGCCAGAACUUUCCCAUGGAGACCCAGAUAUGUGCAACUCAGAAGCCCACAAAGGAAUUUCCUCUGGGAGAGGACAGUGAUGAGGAGCCUGGCAGUGAGGAAUAGCAGUGGAAGGUGGUCUCUGAAUCUUGUCACAUGUGGAUCCAUGAGCCUUGGACUUCAGUGACCAAAGAGUGACCACCUCUUUCCCUAAUCACCAGAUCUCUAUGGGCUGCUCAACAGGCUUCACUUCCCUCUCCCCUGGGUAUCUCUUUUCCUCCCCUUCCAUGAGUGCCAUUCCUUGGUUCUCUCCUUAUCUA